Molecule: messenger RNA, 673 nt
Organism: Seriola aureovittata
Lineage: Eukaryota; Metazoa; Chordata; Actinopteri; Carangiformes; Carangidae
Product: zgc:103586
Exons: 5
Coding region: 182-586 (134 amino acids)
Cellular component (GO): cytosol
Molecular function (GO): zinc ion binding; cytidine deaminase activity
Source: RefSeq, a predicted model, not a curated record
AAUCAUCCCCUGCUUAGUUUCGCUCUUGUUGUUUCAGCAAACCCGGUUUCCUGACGCAAAACCAAAGUAAAAAAUUAACAGGGCUGUCAUCCAUUUGUCGGUCACAUUACGGUGCAGCUGCAAAAGGUGACAUAGCCCAAAAACUGGUCACCAAAAACUGCGAACUGCGUCUCCAUUUGCAAUGACAGAUAAGGUUAAAGAGCUCGUUUCAAGCUGCCUACAGGCCCGGGACAUGGCAUACUGCCCAUACAGUCAGUUCCCUGUCGGUGCUGCCAUACUAACAGCAGAUGGCACUAUAAUCAAAGGCUGCAAUGUGGAGAACGCCUCCUACGGUCUGACAGUGUGCGCUGAGCGGACAGCCAUCCAGAGAGCCGUGGUGGAAGGACACCGACAGUUCACGGCCAUCGCUGUGACGUGUGACAUCAAAGACCGUUUUGUUGGGCCGUGUGGAGCAUGUCGACAGGUUCUUAUGGAGUUUGGAUCAGACUGGACUGUGUACUUAACCAAGCCAGAUGGAUCUUACAAACAAACCAGCCUCAGUGAACUGUUACCUCUGGCUUUUUCCCCAGCACACCUGGCAAAGUAAAAAUAAAGCCUCAUGUGACAUUGUAUAUAACACUGUAAAGUUGAUAUCGAACUUCACAUAAGCAAUAAAACUUUUUACCCCCCUUAA